GCCCAGACCCACGCUUGAGUGGGUUCACAAUCGUCAGUAACAGGUUGCGCGAGGAGAGAGGAAACUUGUAAACUUAAACAACAACAUUGCCUGGGGAUAUGACUUGACGGACACCAACUGACCACAGUUUAAGCCGGGUAGGUGAGUAGACUGCUGGACUUUAUGUGAUAUAGGUAGUAGUGACCCAUGGCUACAGCUGGGUAUGUUUUAUACACCAAACAGCCAGCCCUGGCUAACAGCAUCACCUCCGAGUACGACGUGCAGCUGUCACUCUGCACACGGCGUCGACAGCGAGCACAUGUACGUUGUAUGGAUUUCUAAAAGCACAGUUUACGUCGAUAUACAGUCGGCAGAUUAACAUCAUGGGUCGUAUGACGAACUUGACCCUCCUGCUGGUCCUGCUUGUGACGUCAAAGGCCUUACCCCAGCGCCUCAAACGCAACAUGGACUCGGACCUUCGUGAAGUCCUCCUUGAGUUGAUGGAGCUGGAAGAAGACUCCAAUAAGGUUGAGAGUGAGAAGCGACAGCAGGACCAGCAGCAGGAGGAAGAGGACCAGCCUCGGGGUGACGAGUACUCUGCCGAGCUCUGGCUUGAAGAUGUCAACAAGAAGCUGAGAAAGUGGAACAACAGGAUGUCCUUGGCAGAGUGGGUGUUCAGCACAAACAUCACCGACAACAACCGAGAACAGUUUGCAAACAGCGAGACGAAGUACUCGGAAUGGUUUCCUUCCAUCCUCGAGCAAGCCCGGGAGUGGAUGAAGAGCGAUGACCUUGACCCCGACACAAACAGACAACUUAGGCUGCUCACAAAGUACGCGGAGCCGAAAGAUCCGGAGGACGUCAGGAAACAGAAGGAUCUCGAGGGUCGCAUGUCGGAGAUCUACAGCACCGCCCGGGUGUGUCGGAGUAGGGAAGACUGCCUACAGAUAGAACCGGGACUCAUUCAAGUGAUGGCCACCAGUACCGACCCGGCUGAACUACUGUGGGCGUGGGAUGGGUGGAGAGACGCGACUGGCCCACCAAUCAAACCUCUGUAUCUGCAGUACGUGAAGCUACUGAACCAAGGAGCGAUGGAGAAUGAUUAUAAGGAUUAUGGUGAUUACUGGCGAGAUGCACAGUUUGACGAGACGCCCAACCUAGAGCAACUCUGUGAUAGGCUGUGGUCAGAGGUCAAACCGUUGUAUGUCCAGCUGCAAGCGUACGUUCGCCGGAAACUAACGGAGUUCUACGGAGAAGACAUCGUUGGAACGAAUGGAGCAAUACCUGCUCACUUGCUUGGCAAUAUGUGGGCCCAGAACUGGCAGAUGAUAUCGGACAUCGUCCUGCCGACGUCUACAGACCCCAGCAAUGAUGUAGCCAAGGCGGCAGAGGUCAAGCUCAAAGAACGAUACAAUGUAACGGGACUAUUUCAACUCUCGGAGAAGUUUUAUGAAUCCAUUGGACUCUUCCCAAUGACAGACAUAUUCUGGGAGAAAUCCAUGUUCGUCAAGCCGGAAGACAGACAAGUCACGUGUCACGCAUCAGCCUCGGAUCUGUUUGCAAAGGACGAUUUCCGAAUCAAGAUGUGCAGCGAGGUGAACAUGGACUACCUCUACACCAUCCACCACGAGAUGGGGCACAUCGAGUACUUCAUGGCUUACUCCAACAAGUCCACUGUCUACCGUACCGGCGCCAACUCCGCCUUCCACGAAGCCGUGGGCGACACGAUGGCGUUGUCUGUCGGCACCCGCGAACACCUUAACUCCAUCGGACUCAUCGACACAGCAACCAGGACGAAAGAAGGCGACAUCGCCGACCUGCUGGCCACUGCGUUGUUCAAGGUGGCGUUCCUGCCGUACGGCUAUCUGAUUGACAAGUGGCGAUGGCGGGUGUUCAGUGGAGACAUCCCCGAACAGCACAUCAACAAGGAGUACUGGAAGCUCAGGCUGGAGUACCAGGGUAUUGUGUCACCCACCCCGCGGUCGGAGAAAGACUUCGACCCUGCCGCCAAGUACCACGUACCGUCCAAUUCACCAUAUAUGUGCUACUUCAUCAGCUUCAUCGUCCAGUUCCAGUUCUAUGAGGCCAUGUGUAAAGCCAAGGGCCACGAGGGGCCGCUGCACACGUGCGAUUUCUACAGAUCAAAAGAAGCCGGCGAGAAGCUCAUGAACAUGCUGAGUCUUGGCGCCAGUCAGCCCUGGCCAGAUGCGCUGCAGCAGUUGACGGGGUCACGUGCAGUGUCGGCGGAUGCACUGUUGGAGUAUUUCCGUCCUCUGAGGGCGUGGCUGGAGGAGCAGAACCAGGGGGAGAACCUGGGCUGGGCUGGAGCACAAAUCAACUGGGAGGAGUGAAAUAAAGAUGUAUUCUUCUCUGUUGAUUGUAUAUGGCUGACAUAUGUGACAUAGUUAGCUUCGGUGUGCAAACAUGGUCGUCGGUUGGAAUAUUGGUUCGCGAAUACACAAUGUCUUUUUGAAAA
Messenger RNA from Haliotis rubra (blacklip abalone), 2455 nucleotides. RefSeq names its product angiotensin-converting enzyme-like. The record is from RefSeq and is a predicted model, not a curated record. Gene Ontology annotation, cellular component: plasma membrane. Gene Ontology annotation, molecular function: metallopeptidase activity; peptidyl-dipeptidase activity. Gene Ontology annotation, biological process: proteolysis. Lineage: Eukaryota; Metazoa; Mollusca; Gastropoda; Lepetellida; Haliotidae. Bases 363 to 2330 code for a protein of 655 amino acids. The transcript is spliced from 12 exons.